Molecule: messenger RNA, 2444 nt
Organism: Pecten maximus
Lineage: Eukaryota; Metazoa; Mollusca; Bivalvia; Pectinida; Pectinidae
Product: multiple epidermal growth factor-like domains protein 10
Exons: 20
Coding region: 27-2444 (805 amino acids)
Molecular function (GO): scavenger receptor activity
Source: RefSeq, a predicted model, not a curated record
CGGGGCAUACACUACCUAUAUCCGUAAUGUGUACACUAUCGCGAAUAAUGGAUGGACCUACUUAUCUCUGUGUUGGUAUUGUGUGUAUCCUAUCCACAGUGCAGAUAUCCAACACAUCAGUGAACACUAGUCGUAAUCCUACAACCAAGAAUACAAGCCAAAGUUCAGAUUAUAGCGACACGUCCACCAGUGACGCCGUAGUGGAUGGCUGUAGUCAACAGAAAUAUGAGAGUGGCUGUUGUUCACAUACACAAUCAAGCCCUCCACUAUCGGAAGCCUGGUGGCAGAUUGACCUAGGUGGUCAGGUGGUUGUUGAAUAUGUCAAAAUAGUCUACAGAGAUGACUCGUACCAUCAGAAAGAGCGAUUCGGUGGGUUUCAAAUAUAUCUGUCAAAUACAACAACGUGGAUAAAUGAUAACAAUUGCUAUAUCGACGAAACUCGACAACAAAAUUCCAUGAACCUAACGCCAACAAUCCAUUCUUGUAAAGGCAACACGAGAUAUCUCACCAUCGUCGUCGACCGACAAACUCGAAAGUACAAUUGGUACUCUACAUCAGCUAUAUUGGAACUCUGUGAAGUAGAAGUGUACGGUUGUCCCUUGGGAAAGUAUGGUCAGAAUAAUUGUGAUUCCAGCUGUGAUACAACAUGUGUUGACAAACUUUGUCAUCCUGAAAGUGGCCAAUGUACAUAUUGUGCGGAGGGAUAUUAUAAGUCUGGAACUAUGUGUAAAGCAUGUCAAACUUGUUUGGACAAUGUAUGUGAUACCGAGUCUGGUAUUUGCCAAGGUUGCCUCAAUGGAUACCAUGGUGACACCUGUAAUCAGCGAUGUUCACAGAAUUGUAAAGACAAUGCAUGCAAUCAAACAAACGGAGUUUGUAAAGACUGCGAUGAUGGCUUCUUUGGACCGUUUUGUGAGGCGUGUUCUUCUGGAUGUACAAAUCCUAUAUGUGACAGAGUAUCAGGAAAUUGUAGUCAAUGUAAAGUUGGAUUCCAUGGUAAUAACUGCGGGAACACGUGCCCUGCCCAUUGUAAAAAUAACGUAUGCAAUCAGAACAACGGGAUCUGCACAGAAUGUGAUGUUGGAUUCCAUGGCACAUCAUGUACCCAAGUAUGUUCAACCAACUGUAGGGGUACCCUAUGCCUCCAAGACAAUGGUUUUUGUACAGAAUGUGUUCCCGGGUUAUACGGUAGUACUUGUGACCAGACCUGUACCGGUAACUGUGCAGGCAACACUUGUAUUCAGGGAAACGGGUUCUGUACUGAGUGUAAACAAGGAUUCUAUGGAAGCACUUGUCAAUCCCGGUGCCCUGUCAAUUGUAAAGGCAACAUAUGCAGUCAGAACGGUGGGAACUGUGAAGAAUGCCAUGCUGGGAACUAUGGUGAUCACUGUGAUCAGAUCUGCCCGUCUAACUGCAAGGACAACCUGUGUAACCAGACUAAUGGUCGGUGUAUAGGAUGUGAACCAUCCUUCCAUGGUAGCAGUUGUUCUGUGAGAUGUCCAGAUAACUGUCAGGACGACAAGUGCAUACAAGAUAAUGGGACAUGCACAGCAUGUUUAUCCGGUCACCAUGGGGACAAAUGUUUGGAAAAGUGUAGGUUCUGUCAAGAUGGGAGAUGUGACAGGGACACUGGACACUGCAUUACUCCCUGUGUAGAUGGUCUCACUGGGGACAAUUGUGAUGUCAAAGUUGUACUUGUGCCUUUGACGAGUAAUGAAGACACCUACAAAGCCGUUGCUAUCGGGAUAGGCGUUGGAUGUGGAGUCAUCAUUCUUGCUCUGGUUGUUAUGAUACUUUUACUGGCAAGAAAACUGUUGUCAAGGAGCCAUCGGGAUACCUCGGGGUCUACCACCACUACAAACAUAUCACUCUCUAGCAUUGGACAGGAGCAACGGGCAGGCACAGAUGACACCUAUGAUGUAAUAAACGUCCAGAAGAGAGAGCAGUUAUCCACGAACAUACAUAAUACUGAGCUGGGAAUGUAUGAAAGUAUUCGGCAGAGGGAGAGAGAGGAUCCACAUACAUAUGACACCAAUUGUGCGGAGGGAUAUUAUAAGUCUGGAACUAUGUGUAAAGCAUGUGAAAAUUGUUUGGACAAUGUAUGUGAUACUGAGUCUGGUAUUUGUCAAGAUUGUAAUGACGAAUUCUUUGGACGAUUUUGUAUUGCCUGCUCUUCAAAUUGUAUCGAUCCUAUCUGUAACAAAACGUCUGGAAAUUGUAGUCCAUGCAAGAAUGGCUACUAUGGCAUUCGAUGCAACAAGUCGUGUCCAUUGAACUGUGCAAACAACACCUGUAACCAAACAGAUGGGGAAUGUUUAGGAUGUAAUUCAGGAUACUAUGGCAACACUUGCAACCAAUCAUGCCCAUCUGGAUGUAAAGACACCUCGUGUGAUCAGAAAACUGGACUCUGUGAAGGUAGGAACUAUUAUCUCUCUUGCCCUUGA